Messenger RNA from Trifolium pratense (red clover), 1342 nucleotides. RefSeq names its product bidirectional sugar transporter SWEET15-like. The transcript has 6 exons. Lineage: Eukaryota; Viridiplantae; Streptophyta; Magnoliopsida; Fabales; Fabaceae. The coding region runs from base 16 to 861 and encodes 281 amino acids. Gene Ontology annotation, cellular component: membrane. Gene Ontology annotation, biological process: carbohydrate transport. Gene Ontology annotation, molecular function: sugar transmembrane transporter activity. The record is from RefSeq and is a predicted model, not a curated record.
ACCCUCAAAUUGCUUAUGGCAAUUAAUGUGGGUUUACUUUUAUCGAUCUUCUUAGUUAUAGAAUUUGCUAUAACUAAGAAGAAUCGUGUCAUGAUACUUGGGUGGAUAUCUACUUCUGUGUCUAUCGGCGUGUUUGCGGCACCUCUCAGUGUCAUGGUCCAGGUCAUUCGAACUCGAAGUGUCACAUCCAUGCCACUUGCACUUUCAGUUUGUCUGAUAGUGAGCGCCGGUGUAUGGUUUUGCUACGGCGUUUUUGUAGGAGAUAUGAAUAUCUACCUCCCCAAUGUGAUCGGACUCACACUGGGGGCUAUUCAGGUUCUCUUAUACUGCUACUAUUCCUGUGCCGGUAGGGAAACCGACAUUGAGAGAGCGGUUGUCCAGGAGAAUUUGAGAGAAGGCGGCGAUAAUUUAGUAGGUGGAGAUGCUCCGGUCAUUGAAUUGGUGGAAGUAGGUGGCCGACUCGUAGAGGUAGCGGAGGGAGGUGGAAGGGAGGUGGGGUCGGUGACAGCUGGUGGGGAAGAGGGAGAGAGAGGGGAGGUGACCGAGGGAGGCGGAGGUGAGGUUUCUGAGGACACAGAGGAGCGCGGCGUGGAGGAUCAAGGAGAAUUAGGUGGAGAUGCUCCAGCCAUUGAGUUGGUGGAAGUAGGUGGCCGACUCGUAGAGGUUGCGGAGGGAGGUGGAAGGGAGGUGGGGUCGGUGACAGCUGGUGGGGAAGAGGGAGAGAGAGGGGAGGUUGCCGAGGGUGGAGCAGACAGAGGGCCAGUGGCUGGGGAAGAGGAAGAGAGAGAGGAGGUGGCUGAGGGAGGCGGAGGUGAGGUUUCUGAGGACAUAGAAGAGCGCGGCGUGGAGGAUCGAGGGUAAUGAAGCAGGGAAUUUUGUUAUUUUGGAUGGAGACUCAUGGUUGUUAAUGAGUGCUUUUGGUCUGUAGCAUAAUCUUAAAAGCAGGCUGUUGUGCAAUCCAUGUUCGGUAGUGCUAGGGAUGCAGAAGUGGCUUGGUAGCUAUUAACUAGACACCAGAAACAUUGCCCUUGAGAAACUUAGUGGGUAUUGAAUGUAAAUGAUCAACAAGCCACAUGAAGUAAGGAAGAACAAGUGUUACUUGCAGAACAAUCUAUCAAGGGUCAUGACAGUUUGAAGUAGAUUAGUCUUAACUUAGCUAUUAGAUUGUGUGUGUUAGUUUGUUGUAACUACAUAGAGUUAGUUAUCCAUGUGGCAUUGCCAGCUAAGCAGAAGCUUCUAGUAUUAGGAAGUUAGUUACAAUCUCAGCUUGUGUAUAUAAGCUACUUUGUACUCUUUAUCUCAUUUCAUCAAGAAUCAAUCAAUACAAUCUUAGUUUCCAAAA